Molecule: messenger RNA, 969 nt
Organism: Hippopotamus amphibius kiboko
Lineage: Eukaryota; Metazoa; Chordata; Mammalia; Artiodactyla; Hippopotamidae
Gene: POMP
Product: proteasome maturation protein
Exons: 6
Coding region: 153-578 (141 amino acids)
Biological process (GO): proteasome assembly
Cellular component (GO): cytoplasm; nucleus
Source: RefSeq, a predicted model, not a curated record
GCUCCCUCCCGGCGCCCCCUCGCCCUCCUUCCUUCCUCGCCCGGACGGACGCACUUCCGGCGGAUGUGGGGGGGCAACCCCGGAAACGGAAGUGAGCAGCGGGGCCGGCUGACGGUAACGGGCUGAGAGGCUGUGCGCAGAGCGAGGUGAAGAUGAAUGCCAGAGGACUUGGCUCUCAGCUAAAGGACAGUAUUCCAGUUACAGAACUUUCAGCAAGUGGCCCUUUUGAAAGUCAUGAUCUUCUUCGAAAAGGUUUUUCUUGUGUGAAAAAUGAACUUUUGCCCAGUCAUCCUCUUGAAUUAUCAGAAAAAAAUUUCCAGCUCAACCAAGAUAAAAUGAACUUUUCCACACUGAGAAACAUCCAGGGUCUAUUUGCUCCACUGAAACUGCAAAUGGAAUUCAAGGCAGUGCAGCAGGUUCAACGUCUUCCAUUUCUUCCAAGCUCAAACCUUUCACUGGAUAUUUUGAGGGGUAAUGAUGAGACUAUUGGAUUUGAAGAUAUUCUUAAUGACCCGUCACAGAGUGAACUAAUGGGAGAACCACAUUUGAUGGUUGAAUAUAAGCUCGGUUUACUGUAAUACCGUGUGCUGUUCAUGGAAAUAGAGGGGCUGCGUCUUGUUUACAGUUGUCUUUUUACUAUAAUUUGAUGUACACAACAUUAAAAAUACUGACACAUGAGAAUUUUUGCCUAAAUAGUAUCCGUGAUCAUUUGAAAUCAUUUAGGUCUUUGGUUUAUGUGAUAAUUGAAAGCAGUAAAGGGAGAUGGUUUUAAAACUUCUAAUUUAUAUUAAAACAGUAGCCUUCUAUGUCUUUAAAAAAUGUUGCUAAUUAAUAUUAUAAAACUAUCCACAGGUUCCAGUUCAACCUAUUUCCUAGUUAUUCCAUAAAUUUGAUUUUGAAUAACCAUUAUCAGUGUUUGAGCCUGCAGCCUUCAUAGUAGCAUCUUUCAGAAUAAACAUCUAUAAUUGA